Messenger RNA from Zygotorulaspora mrakii, 1131 nucleotides. It is a transcript of the gene LIH1, whose product is annotated as putative lipase. The record is from RefSeq and is a predicted model, not a curated record. Gene Ontology annotation, biological process: lipid metabolic process. The transcript has a single exon. Bases 1 to 1131 code for a protein of 376 amino acids. NCBI's taxonomy places the organism in Eukaryota, Fungi, Ascomycota, Saccharomycetes, Saccharomycetales, Saccharomycetaceae.
AUGACGGGAAAACUGCGUUGCGUCAAAUGCCACUGCUUCAAGGCGCUUAAUGUAAUUUUACUCUUUUCGGCAGUAUUUGUACUUUCAAAAGACAGUAAUAGUACGGGUGCUUCCAUUUUCCACGCCGUAGACAAGAAUACCUAUCCUUACAACUCCGUGAAAUUUACAAAUAAAGUUUACGAGAGAUUAGUCUACUUUAGCAAGAUAUCAGCUGUUGUGAGCUGUAUCUCAGAUAAUAGAUUAAUUCCUGGGAAAACAUUAAAGAAUGGGGGAUGUCCUCAGUACCUUGCUUUUUGUUCUGAUGACAAAGUAAAUCCUACGAUUGAUAGAACCAGCGUGGAAGCUGUUUUGAUUGCAGGUAAAGACGAGUUAGGAACCGGAGCUGUUAUAGUUGAUCAUGGAAGAGGAGUUGUAAUUUUGAGUUUUCGGGGCUCAACUACAAGUCAGGACUGGGCCAGCGAUUUUGAGAUAUAUCCUGUAGAUUAUUUUCCUACGUCAGAGGAAUACUAUCGGAAAAAAAUUGAAGAUGGUGUCAUCAAGCCUUGUAAAAGCUGCAAAAUACAUAGGGGGUUCAACAAAUUCUCAAAAACUCUUGGAGAUCCAUUUCUAGAAAAGGUCGAGAAUAUCUUUUUGCAGCAUCCAGAUUAUCGUUUUGUUAUUACCGGUCAUUCCUUGGGUGCGGCGCUAGCCAUUAUAUCAGGUAUUGAAUUUAAAUUGAGAGGUUUUAAUCCAGUGGUAUUGACUUAUGCAAACCCAAAAAUGUUUAAUAAGGAAAUGAAAGAAUGGGUUGACGAACUGUUCUCAGUAAAGCAAAUGGAUCGUCACAUUUUGGAGACAGGUGAACUUAGCUUUGAGAAAGGAUAUUUCAGAGUUGUACAUGAUCGGGAUUAUAUUCCGAUGCUUCCACCCUUCUAUCAUUCAGCAGGUCUUGAAAUAUUCAUUCGAAAGGAUGAAUUACCACAUAGAAUUUCUGACUUAGAAUACAAGGGUUCGCGGGAUUAUUAUAAUCCGGAGGAUUUUGCAGACGAAGAUUGGCAAACUCAGGCUUCUGGGUUUAGCAAUCGUGACUGGCUCCACAAAAAGGAACAUCGAUGCUACUUCAUUGAUAUUGCUGGUUGUCUCGGGUUUUAG